This is a messenger RNA of Camelina sativa (false flax), 789 nucleotides long. The record is from RefSeq and is a predicted model, not a curated record. Lineage: Eukaryota; Viridiplantae; Streptophyta; Magnoliopsida; Brassicales; Brassicaceae.
AUGCGCAAGCAGGUCUACCAGCCUCUUUUGGAUAAGAUUCACGCCAAGUUUAGCUCUUGGAGUGUCAUUCAUCUCUCAUUUGCGAGAAGGCUUCAGUUGAUUCAGUCUGUAAUUUACUAUACCAUUGCAUUUUGGGCCUCCAUUUGCAUCCUUCCUAAAAGUUGUUUGGAGGAGAUUGAGAGUUUGUGUAGUGCCUUUCUCUGCAAGGGCGCCCCAAAUUCUGCCAGAGGAGCUACAGCCAGCUGGGAGUCAGUUUGCACACCUAAGGAGAAUGGAGGCUUGGGUUUAAAAAGAGUAGUCCAUUGGAAUAAAGUCUUUGUUUUGAAGCCCAUUUGGGAAAUCUUUGCUGCCGGAGGAUCUCUUUGGGUAUCAUGUGUAUGGAGAAAUCUUAUUGGCAGGCCUUUGUUAGACAUUACAGGGGAUGCAAGGCCUAUAGUAUCAGGAUUGACACUUAACUCAGUGGUUGUGGAUGCUAUAAGGGAUGGCCAGUGGUGGAUUGCACAUAGUCGGACUCCAAAUACCAUCGUUCAAUUACUUAAGGCUUGCCUCCCUUCUGCAUCAGUUAUUAACCUACAGGAAAUUGCUCAAGAUGAUUGUUAUCUCUGGAAGAUUGGGGAUGCGCCAACUUCAAAUAAAUUCUCAACGGCUGCAACUUGGACUCACCUUCAUCCUCUAGGAAGCAAAGUGGAUUGGUUUGAAGCAGUUGGUUCAAGGGUUGGAUCCCCAAACACACUUUCAUUGCUUGGUUCAACUCUCGUCACAAGCUUCUCACCCGUGAUCGUUUGGUAA